Metarhizium brunneum ARSEF 3297 is the source of this 1449-nucleotide messenger RNA. The record is from RefSeq and is a predicted model, not a curated record. Lineage: Eukaryota; Fungi; Ascomycota; Sordariomycetes; Hypocreales; Clavicipitaceae.
AUGCUGUCGGAUGCCGUGCUGUACGGAUGGCUGGCCCUGCCGGCCAUACUAGCCUGGCUGGCAGCAAGCACAUACUACCGGUACUGUCGAUUAAAACACAUACCGGGCCCGCCGAGCGCCGGAUUCUCCAUCUGGUGGCUGCUGCGGUCUACCCUCAGCGGCAGGACGCACCUCGACUUGUACGAGGUGUGCCAGAAGUACGGCCCCAUCGCCAGAGUCGGGCCCAACGACGUGGUGACCAGCGACGCGAGGCUUGCCAUGCACAUGCUCGGCGCGCGCUCGCAGUACACACGGUCGUCGUGGUACAACGGGCUGCGGUUCGAGCCCAGCAAGAACAACAUCAUCUCCAUGAGGGACGACGCCCUCCACGCCGUGAUACGGUCGAAAAUGGCCGGCGGGUACUCCGGCAAGGAGGUCGACCACCUCGAGGCCAAGGUGGACAGCUCCGUGCAGAACCUGGUCCGCCUGCUCGACUCGUACGUGCGCAACGGGCGCCCGUUCGACCUCGCCCGCAAGAUACACUUCUUCGCCCUCGACGUCAUCUCGGAGCUGGCCUUUGGCGAGCCCUUUGGCGACCUGACGACCGACUCGGACGUGCACAGCCUCGUCACCGACAUCGAGACCUACCUGCCCUACCUGAUUGUGUCCACCGUCAUGUCGUGGAUGAUCCCGGUCCUCGGGCUGCCCGUCUUCCGGCCCCUCAUGCCCUCGGAGCACGACGUGCUCGGCAUCGGCCGCCUGGUAGGAAUCGCAAAGAGGGUGGCGGCGGAGCGCUACGGGCCGAGCAAAAAGACGCAGAGGGACAUGGUCGGCUCCUUUGUCGCCCGGGGACUGACGCAGGAGCAGGCGGAGAAUGAGAUUGCCGCGCAAAUCAUCGCCGGGUCCGACACCACCGCGACCGGCAUCCGGGCCACGUUGCUGCACGUCAUGACCAACCCGCGCGUCCUGGCGCGGCUGCAGGCCGAGAUUCGCGCGGCCGAGCUGAGCUGGCCCGUGGCUGGCGACGCCGAGAUCCGCAAAAUGCCCUUUGUGCAGGCCACCAUCAAGGAGGGGCUGCGCAUGCUGCCGCCCGUGGCUGGCUUCAUGUCCAAGGAGGUUCCGGCCGACGGGGACUGCUGGAACGGCGUCUCGUUCCCGUCGGGGACCAGGAUAGGACUGUGCAUGGUGGGCAUACUGCGCCAGAGGGACGUGUUUGGCGAGGAUGCCGACGAGUUCCGCCCGGAGAGGUGGCUCGCGGCGACGCCUGAGAUGGAGGCCACUUGGGGCCUUGUCUUUGGCUCGGGGAAAUGGGCGUGCUUGGGCAAGAACAUUGCCCGGAUGGAGCUGAACAAGGUCUUGGUGGAGGUGAGGCUUUCUGCCCGUUCCUUGUUUUGCAGACUGUCUGAUUGGCGGGUUGCAUGCUUACACGGUUUGCCAGGUCCUGAGGCGCUUCGAUCUCACGCUGAUUGA